Messenger RNA from Necator americanus (New World hookworm), 513 nucleotides. RefSeq lists its product as uncharacterized. The transcript has 5 exons. The record is from RefSeq and is a predicted model, not a curated record. The coding region runs from base 1 to 513 and encodes 170 amino acids. Lineage: Eukaryota; Metazoa; Nematoda; Chromadorea; Rhabditida; Ancylostomatidae.
AUGAACAUCCCGAACGACAGUAUCACAGCCGGUGAUUGUGCGAACAUCGGAGUUAUUUACCAAAUAGAAUGCCUAACGUACAACGCCAUAUAUAUUGGAGAAACUGGAAGGAUGCUGAACGAUGACCGGCCACUAUGCUUUUUCCGACUCACCGUGGUUGAGAGGUCUGACCAUCAGGGAAAAGGAUGGGUUCGUGACUCGUGGCUGUCUAACAGCUGCUGGAGUCCGGAACGUGAUUUUAUGUUUCACGCAAGGAAAGAGAAAGACAAAAGGAAAUUCAGUCCUCAAAAGAAAAGAAACUUCUACAAGCCACGUACCCGCUGGUUCGACAUGUUAAGAACUCCUAUAAAUCUUACGAUGUGCGCAGAAGGAAGAAUAGUAUGGAAUAUGAACCGAAACUACUGCAUCGAGAGAACAUCUAGAGCGAGAGAAGCAUAUGGAUGCUACAUAUGGAGUAGAAUGCGAAUAUCAAAAGAAUCAGAAGUUCAUCAAUCAGAACUCAUCAUUCUUUAG